Cyprinus carpio (common carp) is the source of this 8331-nucleotide messenger RNA. RefSeq names its product FYVE, RhoGEF and PH domain-containing protein 1-like. Lineage: Eukaryota; Metazoa; Chordata; Actinopteri; Cypriniformes; Cyprinidae. Gene Ontology annotation, biological process: filopodium assembly; cytoskeleton organization. The transcript has 17 exons. The record is from RefSeq and is a predicted model, not a curated record. Gene Ontology annotation, molecular function: guanyl-nucleotide exchange factor activity; metal ion binding. Gene Ontology annotation, cellular component: cytoplasm.
UAAACGAUCUCCCCGAUUAGGACACACAGGGGUUUCUUUUCAGGAAAGUUGAACGUUCAAAUCCUUUGAAAGUUUUUCCUUUGCAUCACAGACCCUUAGGAAAAGAAGGAGAGGGAGAAAAAAGAGAAACAGACUUUAGGAAAAGAGGAGAGAGAGAUGGAGGGGGUUGAAGCUCGGUUUCAUAUGUCCUGGAGGAGAAGGAGGAGGAAGAGGAGGAGGAGGUUUUCAGUUUAACACACUUUAGCGUUGUCGAGUCCCACAAAAGAACGGACAAGCAACCGGUGGAGAGCGACACGAAUUGUAACAUUGUAACAUCGCAACAUUCUAACAAUGGAACACUGCGACACUGGAACGUUUGUUUUGUUUGGGGGUCCCGCUUAAAAUACACGCCGACAGCUGGAGGAGUUUUCAAACGGCGAACGUGGAUUGUGUUCGAAGCAGCUGAGUGUGCAUAUUUUUGGAUACGGUUAUACCGAGAGGAAACGGGGGGAACCGUAGGAAUAAUAACGACAAUAUGCGGCGCCGUUUACAUUCCGCAACAAGAAGUUUAGGAAAGAUGAAAUGGGAAAGUUCGUUUUAAAACGCGAGUGUCACUAACAGAGCCAAUGUGCUUCUUCGAAGCGUCAUGUUAUAAUGUUAUUAUCGUCCGUUAUGGAUUUCUAACGUUAUUCGUUGCUUCUGUACAUUCGGUGACCGCAACACUACUGCAAAUGCCAUGAGAAGAUGAUUGGUUUUCAUAAAGGUCAUUGCGCGUUGGGAGUUUUUUCUAUCACACUUGCUUGGACUUGUAUGUGGUUCUGGUUAAACUGAUCGUUGAUGGCUGUUUGUGUUCGGGUUAACUCUCCACCGGCUGAUCAGGGGGGAUCGAUCCGCCUGAUUCACGCUUUCCAGCAUCUACAGGAGGAGGACGACCUCGGGACGCGAGAGUGGCUGCUGGUUUUGCACCUGGACUGUUUUGAAGAUUCGGCUUUCAUAUCUGGACCUGGAUUAUAAAGCCCGUCCGCGUCUUGUGUCCUGUAUGCCUGCGUGAGGGUUUCGCAGGCAGGGAUGCAGCUGAAUCGACCCAAGAGCGCGCAUCUCAUCAGCUCCAGUCCGCACAGUUCACCCUCUUAUUCCAGCCAGUUCAAAAGCAUGCGCUUCUCAUACCACAUCAGCAGCGGUUUACCCAGUCCACAGCCUGCCCUGCGCAGAUCAGGCCCGUCCACCACCAGUCCACGGCUUCUAACCAAGAGUCUAUCCCUUGAGCCAGGCCCCUGCCUCGGAGCCCACGAGACCCCACAGCCCCUCUGCUCUGACCCUGGACCCCUGGAAGCACAGCACUGCAAUGGCACAAGUGAGGAUGGACCUCAGGACGUCCCGCCUCCACCCCCUAAAACACGCCCACCUUUACCUGGGCCAAAGCCUCAAGUGCCCCCGAAACCCCCUCAUCUCCAGCAGCAGAGCGCUCGACGGCCACGCCCCCCAGAGAAGCCCCUCCCACCACCACCCUCCCGCCCACUCCCCGCCGACCCCCGCCAAUCACGCGCCACCUUACCGAGAGCAGAGGGAAGCUCCUCCCCCACUUGUGUCCUCUCGCUCAUCGAGAAGUUUGAGAGAGAGCAGAUCAUCGUGGUACCAGAUAUCACCGGGGGAGUGAUGUGUACCCCACGGGUCCCCGAACAGCAGACCGCUUCUGGGUCAUUUAGCCCUCCACCCUCAGAGUUCAUCCUGCCCUGCACGUCCCUUCAGGAUCCACUAGAGGCGCCGCUGGCCGAGGAGGAGGUCGAGAAGGAAGAUGAGGUGGAUGAAACCGAGGAGGAUGACAGUGAACUCGGGGCGACCUGCUCAGAAAAGCGUCUCUCUAUGGAAUCGGGCUACGGAGCCUCUGAUAAACUGCUGGACACUAUGGAAAUGAGGGACCUCACAGCCAACCAAUCAGAAAUCCCCUCGGAACGCUUGUCCCUCCCACCAUCACAGAUGGAUGGGAAGCUGGCCAAUAGAGACAGUGGCAUUGACAGCAUCAGCUCGCCCUCACACAGCGAGGAGCUCUGCUUCGUCGGGGACGAGGAUCGGGUCGGUCACGAGAGGGAGAUUUGCCCCUGCAGUCCAGGGCCCGGGCUUCCUUGCGGCUAUGCCGAGGGGCCCGAAGGAGAGGGGGCCAGCGGUGUGGAGGGCGGCAGAGACUCAGAGGGAGACAGUGAUAUGGAGGAGGGCAGCGGGGAUGAGAGUGAGAUGAACCCCAUGGCCCUUCAACCUCUGCCUAAAGCUGAACGGCAGGACUCCACUGAGCUGUCAGUGCAGCAGCGGGUGUUUAACAUUGCUAAUGAGCUGCUGCAUACGGAGAAAGCGUACGUGUCCAGACUACACCUCCUGGACCAGGUGUUCUGCGCCCAGCUGAUGGAGGAGGCCCGAGCUCGCAGCUCCUUCCCCUGUGAGAUGGUCAUGGGCAUCUUCUCCAACAUCUGCUCCAUCUACUGCUUCCACCAGCAGUUCCUGCUGCCCGCGCUGGAGAAACGCAUGGAGGAAUGGGAUCUGAACCCCCGCAUCGGGGACAUCCUGCAGAAACUGGCGCCUUUCCUGAAGAUGUACGGCGAGUAUGUGAAAAAUUUUGACCGGGCCAUGGAGCUGGUGAACACCUGGAUGCAGCGCUCCUCUCAGUUCAAAGCCAUCAUUCACAACAUCCAGAAAGAGGAGAUGUGUGGGAAUCUUACCCUACAGCACCACAUGUUGGAGCCUGUGCAGAGGAUCCCUCGCUACGAGCUCCUGCUCAAAGACUAUCUGCACCGUCUGCCAGAGGACCCUGGAAAUAUUGCAGUGUAAAAAUCUCUGGAGCUGAUUGCCACAGCGGCAGAACAUUCAAACGCUGCCAUCAGGAAAAUGGAGCGCAUGAGAAAGCUGCUGAAAGUGUACGAGUUGCUCGGUGGAGAAGAGGACAUUGUUAACCCGACUAAUGAGCUCAUCAAAGAGGGACACAUCCUGAAACUGUCAGCCAAAAACGGGACAUCACAGGAUAGAUACCUCAUUCUGUUCAAUGACAGGUUGUUGUACUGCGUUCCCAAACUGAGGCUGAUUGGACAGAAGUUUGGAGUGCGAGCGCGGAUUGACGUAGACGGCAUGGAGCUGAAGGAGACCAGCAGCAUGAACGUACCGCGAACAUUUCUGGUGUCGGGAAAACAACGUUCACUAGAACUGCAAGCGAGGACGGAAGAGGAGAAGAGAGACUGGAUUCAGGCGAUCCAGGCCACUAUACAGAGACAUGAACAGACGCUGGAGACCUUCCGGAUGCUCAACUGCUCGUUUCGGGAAGAGGACUUCACUCCUCCAAACUCUCCGAAUUGCACAGAGCUUGGAAAGCGAGCGCCCACUCCAAUCCGGGAGAAAGAGGUCACACUGUGCAUGAAGUGUCAGGAGCCUUUCAACUCUAUUACCAAAAGACGGCAUCACUGCAAAGCCUGUGGACAUGUGGUGUGUGGGAAGUGUUCGGAGUUCCGUGCUCGUCUGUUGUACGAUAACAACCGAGCCAACCGCGUGUGUAUAGACUGCUACACCAUGCUAGUGGGAGUGCCGCCCUCUCCGGCCAGUCUGAGCAACAGCACACAGAGACGCCGCUCCAUUCUAGAGAAACAAGCCUCAGUUGCAGCAGAGAACAGCGUGUUGUGUAGUUUCCUUCAUCAUGUGGAGAAAGGAAGUGGACGUGGGUGGCAGAAGGCCUGGUUUGUCAUCCCUGACAGUGAACCACUGGUGCUGUACAUCUAUGGUGCUCCGCAGGAUGUCAAAGCCCAGCGCAGUAUUCCCCUCAUCGGGUUUGAGGUGUCUCUACCCGAAUCAAGUGACCGUCUAGAACGUCGCAACGCCUUCAAAAUGAGCCAGAGUCAUUUGACCGUUUACUUCAGUGCCGACUGUGAGGAACUGCAGCGGCGCUGGAUGGAGGUCUUAUCGAGAGCUGGCAGGGGUGAGGAGCUGCAGUCAAACGGUCCGAUAUCCGAGGCCCUCGAGGAAGAAGGGGAGGAGCCAGUACCUACGGGAGAAAACACAUGAUUGGCUGAAAAUAUGAUAUCAUUUUGCACACACAAACUGUACAAAUGUGACCACACCGACAGGAUAUAAUAGACAAACACACACACACACACACACACACACACACACGUAUACCUUCUCUCUUGCACACAUCUGUAUUAAUUGUCAGUUGUAAAUUGCAUGAAAUAUCUACAGGUACGUUUCUCUGUGUAUUGCUCAUCUUGUGUGAGUGACCAGUGUUUGGAACAAUCUGACAAAAGUGCGCACACUUUAAAGACGACUUGAUAAUGUGCAUCAACUCUUUCGGCCGCUAGCUGUUUCUAUGUUAAAAAGACUGAUUCUGCCAAAUCUCGAGGUGUUGUGGUUUCUCGACUGAGGCUAUGGUUUUGCAAAGUGAGACGGUUCUACAGUUUGGUGGCUGUGUGUGAAUGUUUGGCCUGGCUUCAUGAAAAGUUUAGGUGACCUAGAGAGUCUACAGUGAAGUACCCUAGUUUACAUAACCAGAAGCUGGAGGGAAUGACGGAUUUUGUUGGUUUUAAAUAAGUAAGAGUAAGUGGACUAUGAAUCCUGCCAAUAUUAAUGGCAAUAAUCCGCUUGGUAAGAGGAUCAAAUUCUGGAUUUCACAUUUCUAUUACUUGUAAAACAUCGGCUAUUGCAUUUAGUAGUGGAUUGUGACAGGAUUGGCCACAUGAACUGUUGUUCAGCUAUGCAAGCCUGUGUUUACCUCAGAAACAUAGUAUACAUGUGUGGUAAUCAGGAACUGCUGGAACAUAGCAGGAAUAUUUAUUAAGCGGGUUUUAACCACUCACAACCACAGAAAUAUGUGCUUCCUGUUGACUUCAAGGUCCUUCAGCUCGGAAAACACCAACAAAUUUAGUCUGCCACCUAGAGGACGCUUGCACACAUUCUAGGAGUGAAUGUCAGGGAACCUGUCAAGAACAUGUCAACCCAAAUUUAAUACCAGUUAAGAAACUUUAUUUUGCAUGUAAGUAAAGUAAAUAAAGCUUGUUAUAAUGACCAUUAAGAUUUUUGUUGCACUGUGACAUGGUUUAUUAGUACAAAUCUCAUUACUGUAAGGUGAAAUAAAUUAUACAUUAUUUAAAUUGUAAAAUAUUUAUAAAGUAUAUGUGGUACUGUCUUUAAUUUAUGCUGAUUUACAGUAAUGAGAAUCUGAUAAGAACUAUUGAGAAUAGUAGGAAUUACAAAACGUCUUAACUGUAAUUAAAAUAAUAUGUCACGAUGUAAAAAAUAAAAACUUAAUGGUGUAAAAAUAAGCAUUUUUUAUUUUAAACAAAAUAUUUUUUUUAUUUGGGGGGUGAAAUGUAUGGAACCUUGUUUCUGCCAUGGGACAAACAAAAGUGACUUUUUAUCUCCAAUACAGACUUUUUUCUCGCAAAUCUUAAUUUAUAUCUCACCAUUCUAAUUUUAUAUAAACUCAAGGUUCUGAGAAACAAUUCUGAGAAAAAAAGUGCAAAAAAAAAGUCAAAAUGGUGAGACGAAAUUCAGAAUUCGGAACAUUUUUUUUUUUUAAAUCUUGCAAUUAUGACAAUUACUUUUCUCUUUGUAUUGUGAGAUAUAAACUCAAAAUUGUGAUUCUGAAUGAUGACGUAAAUUCGCACUUACCAUUUCAUUUAUUUAUUUAUUUAUUUUUACUCCAUGGUGGAAACAGGCUUCCAUAGAAAUGUGACCUGGACAUGUUUUGUGCGAUUCACACUUUAGACUGUCCCUUUCGCUCCAACUGUAGGGAAAAACAAUUCUGUGGAAGAAACCGUGUGUGAUGGGAACGUUUCAAUCAAAGGAAUUGACAGGGCUCUCCCUACAGGAUAAGAGAUUUUAUCCUGGUUUUUGAGUGUGCAUGUGUGAUUUCAUGAAUGCAGGGGUGUUGUGGCAUUUGAUAAGACUGCAGAUAAUAUGAGGAUUUUAGGUCAUGAGGGUGUGUAUGAAUCGGGCUAGUUUUUAUCAUUGUAAACUCAAUGAUAUCCCUGCCUUAUUUAGAGGGUUUUUUGAUAAAUAUAGAAUAUAUAUAAAUAAAAAAAAGGUAAAAGUUUUGAUGAGGAUAUCAAACGUUUUUAACUGUGGUGUAUUUGUGUAUGAAAAGUGCAAAAGAUUAAAGGACGAAUUCAUUUGUAAAUAUAACUUAUUCCUCUGAGCCCAGUUUUGUGGGUUAGGUAUUGUCAAUGAGCUUUGGUGUUUGAUCUUUGUUAUGUGCAGUUUUAAAUGGAUUCUGAGCAUUGUGGUAAACCCCAGGUCAAGAAAAGCUUAGGAUAAGUUCUCUCGUUUCACCACUUUUUCCAGAGGUAGAUAUUCGGUGUUUUAGAAAGAGCUUCAUUUUCAUUUCCUCUUUUGAAUCCAGUUAUUUGCCAGUGUGAACGGCUGAUGACUCAUUGAGAACUGCUUUACCUUUUUUGUGUUUGAUAUCGCUUUAAUCUUGCUCUUUGUUGUCAAAGACAUCGCUCGAGUAAGUGAAGGUGAUCCAGUCGUUGUGUUUUCCCAGUCCACCAGCCUCCAGCCUGUCUGCGGUUUCCUUCCUCAGAGGUUUCUGGACUGUUGAUGGCAGCACAUGGCUUUGGGACAGGGCUGUGUGUGUUCACUUCCAUAUGUUUACGACUUGUACCGGUCAUUCCCAGAUCCUCAGUUGAGCCUGCCAGUCACUCACGCUUACACACACAUUCAUCUUCCUGCUUCUCUCAGUAUUAUUGUUCUUGAUAUCCUGCCUUACUGAUAUUUUGCAACCUUGUGCUUCUCUUCACAUUGUUUUUCACAACUGCUUUUUGCCAAAGUAUACUACAGAAAAUUUGUAUUAGUAAUUGAAAUGUUUCCUGUCACAUUUUUUGUUUCUUUACCUUUCUUUUUUGUUUAAUACCGUUGUUUAAUAUUUAUUGUCUUUUUUACUCCUUGAGGUAAUUGUAGUGAAGUUAGUAAACUCUGCAAUGAACCAAAUGAUGAACACUACCAAAAUACAAAGGCAAAACACUAUAUGUUAACAUUUGGGAGAAUAUAAGUUAUUGUUUCUGUGUGCUCCAAGUCCAACAGUAAUUGGAAGUUAAUGCAUGAAAUUUAAUUUUUAAUAUUUCCAUUUCUAUUCUUCAUCCCUAAGUCCACAAAAUUAUUAAAACUAUUUUUUAAAGGAUGUAUUUCUCUGAAAUCUCACAAAAACUACAUUAUUCAUAGAAGAUACAGAUAAAAAACUUCAUUUUAGCAAGGAUAUCUGAACAAUUGUGCAUUUUUAAACAAACAAUCUGACAUUAAGUGUCAUAUACAGAAACAGAGGUGCUAUUUUAUUGUUUGAUCAAGGGAACAGGUUUGUGUUUAUAAAUAUAUGAUAUGAUGGUACAUUCAGUGUAUCUAAAUGAACAGGUUAUAAAAACAGAGUUUCUAGUCUUUAAUAUGGAGUAAUAACACAGUGAUUAUUCUGUGGCAAGAAUCAUUUGGGAGAAACUGUUACAUCUCUGUGGUGCAGAACAGAGAAUUAAAUGUUACAUUGUAUAUAUUGUAUAUGCGUAGAUCUGCAUACCAAAAGAUUCCAUGAAUAGCACAGUCUGAUGAUGACGAUGAUGAUGUAAUCUGUUCCUACACCUGGAUUAUUGACUUGAGGGUUCUAAUCUUGUUCAUGUUUAUAACCUAGUUCUAUUACACCAAAUUCAUUUUUGCCAUUACGACGAUUACUUUGUUACAUGCCAAACUUUUAAACCCUAUUUAUUGUAAGCCAGCAUUUGGUCAUGCAGGUUUCUUUUAUAUGGAAGCUAAAGAAAGCAGUGUUGAUGGCAUGGGCAGCUGUUUUGCUCAUAGAUGUUAAUGAUUACCUGCCUAGAGAUGAUCUACCAUUCCUUCUCCUCUGCUCUCUGGCAUCAUCGCAGCAUGCCAAACCCGAAGUAGUGGAAUGAGCACCUCCUGACACGCUUCUGUCAUUUUUUUGCUGACUCUUCAUUUGAUUUACGUCUGCAACAAAUCAGCAGAGAGGGAUUUGUAAAACAUUGCCAGAUAGCCCUAUAGUUGAUCUUCUCAAGGACAGUUCAUGGCAUGUUAUUUUGCACAAAUAACCCUCUCUCAGAAAACCAAGAAAUUGCUGCAUGACGAUAGUUUUUUUUUUUUUUUAAUCCUAUUAGCCAAACCAUGACACUAUAUGGCACAAGUAUUCAUGCUAUUGUUUCCCCUCAUGAAACCUGGUUUAUUGUACACAUAAUGGGUAUUACUGUUAUUUCAAGUACUAUUAUAAUUAUUAUUGUUGAUUAAAUUAGUGGCAGGCCACUGGGUACCAUUGUAUGUUAAUAUCCCAAUGAAAUCUGUGCAAGAUCAUGAAAAUGUUUAUGAAAUAAAGUAAUAAAAGAACAAAAA